Messenger RNA from Insectozyma verbasci, 1104 nucleotides. The record is from the annotation of a GenBank genome assembly. Lineage: Eukaryota; Fungi; Ascomycota; Pichiomycetes; Serinales; Debaryomycetaceae.
AUGUCAUUAGAUUCAACAAAAUUAGAAAUUACUACAACCGAAAAACCGUCACCACUCGAAAAGAAAGAAGAUUUGAAAUUUGGUCAAUCUUUUACAGAUCAUAUUUUAGAAAUUGAAUGGACAAAAGAAAAUGGUUGGGGUAUUCCAACUAUUAAACCUUAUCAUAAUUUUCAAUUAGAUCCUGCCACAUCAGUAUUACAUUAUUCUUUUGAAUUAUUUGAAGGUUUAAAAGCUUAUAGAGAUUCAAAUGGUAAAAUUAGAACUUUUAGGGCUGAUAAAAAUAUGGAAAGAAUGAAUAGAUCUGCUAAAAGAGCUUCAUUGCCAACUUUUGAUAGUGAAGAAUUUUUAAAAUUAAUUGAUAAAUUUUUAAUCGUUGAAGAUAGAUUUGUACCAACAGGUAAAGGUUAUUCAUUAUAUAUUAGACCUACUUUAAUUGGUACUUCAGUUGGUUUAGGAGUUAGUGCUCCAACAAAAGCUUUAUUAUAUGUUAUUGCAUCACCAGUUGGACCAUAUUUUUCAGCAGGAUUUAAACCAGUUUCUUUAGAAGCUACUGAUUAUGCUGUUAGAGCUUGGCCAAAAGGUGUUGGUUCUUAUAAAUUAGGUGCAAAUUAUGUUUCAUGUAUUGAACCACAAGUUGAAGCCGCAAAAAGAGGUCAUUCACAAAAUUUAUGGUUAUUUGGUGAAGAAGGUUAUAUAACAGAAGUUGGCGCAAUGAAUGUAUUUUUUGCAUUUAAAAAUGAUGAUGGUACAAAAGAAUUAGUUACACCUCCAUUAGAUGGAAUGAUUUUACCGGGUGUUACAAGAGAUUCAACUUUAGAAUUAUGUAAAUCAAAAUUAGGUAAAGAAUGGUUAGUUAAUGAAAGAAAAUUAACAAUUUAUGAAGUUAAAGAAAGAGCUAAUAAAGGUCAAUUAAUUGAAGCUUUUGGUACUGGUACUGCUGCUAUUGUUUCACCAAUUGAUAAUAUUGAAUUUCAAAAUGAAAUUAUUAAAGUUCCAGUUGAUGCUGGAGCUUCAGGUGAAUUAACAGCUCAAAUUUGUGAAUGGAUACAAAAUAUUCAAUAUGGUGAAGAAGAAUUUAAACAUUGGUCUAAAGUUGCAAAAUAG